ACAUCGUGCGCACCUACCUGGGCCUCUCCUCCACUCCCAGGAAGCGCCGCGCCUGCGCCGCCCCUAAGAACCAACCCAGUCCCGCCACCGCAGAGGCUCCCGCCGCCAGGGAGAACAAGGGGUGCGGGCCCUCAGGGUCCGCCUCGCUCCAGCCCUCGCGGCUGCUCCGGGAGCUGGGCGUCCGCGUCUCCCGCUACACGCACGAGGAGCGCCGCGACGUCAUCACCCGCUAUAUGCAGAAGCGGGGCGGCCGCCAGGGCGUCAACCGCGCCGCCGCCAAGGUGCCUUCGAGGCAGGCCCUGGCGGAGCGACGCCGGAGAGGUGCCGGAGGGAAGUUCCUCAGCAAGGAGGAGGAGGCGCAGACUGCUGCAGAUAAACCUGAAGAGAAGGCAGAGGAAGAGGAGCCGGAAUUGCCACCCGAAGUUGUCGCGAACGCCGGGGGAGUACCUAUAGUUGGAAUGGUUUUCGAGAAUGAAGAGAAAGCAUACAAGUAUUAUGUUAGUUACGCAGGAGAUGUGGGAUUUAGUGUUCGAAGAGGAUUGUGGGAUAAAACAGCGAAAAGUGGCACCAGAUCAAGGUUUUAUGUCUGUUCCAGAGAGGGCUUUCGCUCAAAGAAUCAGGCCAGGAGACCGGGCCCAGAGACGAGGACGGGUUGCCCUGCACGGUUAUCUGUCAAAGUAACAUCCAGUGGAAAAUACCGAGUGACUGAGUUCGUUCAGGAUCACAAUCACCAGCUUGCCGGUCCAUUUGAUAUUGGGAUGCUCAAGUCGCAAAGAGUGUUUUCCAAGGCUCAAUCUGAAAAUGAAAAUGCCAUCAACAUCCCUCCAGGCUACAAGAAUUACCUUCGGACCAAGUCUACGAAAGAUAUGGACCCAGGGGAUUUCAGAGCUCUUAUGGAUUAUUUUCGAAGUAUGAAGAGUGAGAAUCCAUCUUUUUACUAUGCCAUCCAGGUGGAUGAAAGUGACAAAGCUGCUAAUGUCUUCUGGGCUGAUGCAAGAUCAAUCUUGGACUAUCAUUAUUUCAGUGAUGUGAUCUGCUUUGACAUGACCUACAAAGUGAAUGACUACAGCAGGCCACUAGCUUUAUUUGUAGGUAUGAACCAUCACAGGCAAAUGGUCAUAUUUGGUGCUGCUUUCAUGUAUGAUGAAACCGUUGCAUCGUUCAAGUGGCUUCUUGAGACCUUUAAGAGUGCCAUGUGUGGGAAACAGCCGAAGACAAUUUUGACAGAUCGAUCUGCUAAUUUGAAGGAAGCACUAGGUCUCACUUGGCCUGGUACAGCUCACAGUUCUUGUGUGUGGCAAAUAUACCAGAACGCAGUUAAGUCCUUAGCACAUGCUUUCAGUAUUUCAGAAGAAUUCACACAUGAUUUUAGCUACUGUGUACUUGACAUCGAGGAUGAGCAAGAAUUCCUUGACACAUGGAAUAUGAUAAUUGAGAAAUACAACCUUAAAGAAAACAAAUUUUUAAAUGAGCUUUAUGGAGAUCGAGAAAAUUGGGCCUUGCCAUAUGUCCGGCAUACAUUCUCCGGGGACAUUAAAAACAUGCUACGAGCAGAAACCUUUGGCAUCUGGAUCAAAGAAUACUUGGGUUGCGAGAAAGAGCUAUCCCCUUUUUUGAAGUAUUUUGGAAGUUCAUUUGAGAAGAGGAGGCAAGAAGAGAUACAAGCUGAUUACCAAGCCAGUCAAGGGGCACCAAGAGCACCUGUGCCACUGCUCUGGCAGGCUGCAAAUUGGUAUACACCAAUAAACUUUGAGUUGUUUAGGAAAGAGUAUGAACAAUGCAUGGACUGUAUGGUUUACGGUUGUGGUGAGUUUGGCUCUCUUUCUAAGUAUAUGGUUACAGCUAAAAGCAAAACUAAAGAACUACUUGUGCAGUUCGACUCAUCAGAUGGCACAGCUGCAUGUACUUGUAAAAAAUUUGAAACUGCUGGAAUUUUAUGCUGCCAUAUACUAAAGGUAUAUGAAUUGAGGAAUGUUAAAGAGACCCCCCCACAAUAUUUUCUUAAGAGAUGGAGUAAAGAUGCAAAGUUGGGGAUUAUUGGUGAAAUCAAUCGAUUUAAUUUUGGCAGUGAUACAAGAUCAUCUGUUCCAGAGCGUUAUGCAGCUCUUUGUCGUUUGUUCUAUAAGAUUUCUACUAAGGCUGCCGCAAACGGCGAGGCAUUUGCACUGGUGGCAAGCCAGUCGGAUCAACUUAUAGAAGGAGUUGAACGUACUUUGCAAUCUACACUGGCUGAUAAAUCAUCUAUUGUCCAUUCCAUUAGGGCUCAAUUAACUCAUAUGGAUCAGAAUGAUUAUCCUCUUGGUAAUAGCAAUGAAGCUCAGAAAUCUAUCGGAAAGAAGAAGAGUGAAGUUGCUCGUCGUGGAAAUGGUCUAGAGACCAAUAAAAGGCAGAAACGAAGAAAAGGCCCUUGUGAUGAACCAGCGGCUGGACCAAGGGAUGGGGAACUGACCAUUACACCUGACAGUAUGCAAACAGUGCCAAGGACUGCUACGGAUCAGUUCCUCCCAGAUCAACUAAUGCAUGGACAUUAUGUGCUUGGCCACAACUUUAGUCUUAGUACCUCACACAACCUUCAUGACGAUUUGAACCAGUUUGGUCAGGCUUCCACAGUUCCUACCCUACAACAGCAGCCAUUUCCCGGGAAUGGUCAACUAACUCAAGCCUAUCCCGGUGACAUGCAUGUGUUGCAAUUUAUGGGGACGAAUCCCCAAAUCGACCUUGAGAACAGCGAUCAGGGUGAAUCAUCGAUACCAGUGUGGGAUUUUCUUUGAGUUACGCCUUCACGUCACUCACAAACACCACUAAGGCUGUUAGCGUUUGUAUAUUUCUGUACAGCAAAUAGACUGUUAGAGAGGGGUUUAGAAACUGCUAGGAGUAGAUAUCUUUUUUGUGAAACAAUCUAACCCUCCAAGGCUGCAAUACAGUUAUGAAAUCUCCGGUUCCUGUUUAUUGCUAAUUUUGUUGGCGAGUUGUAUUUCCAUUUUGUGAAAUAUGUGAUUGUGGUGACUAUCGGAUUGUGUGAUGUUUAACAAGGGGUACCGAUUGUGUUGGCUUGAUUA
Lolium rigidum is the source of this 3059-nucleotide messenger RNA. Its product is annotated as protein FAR1-RELATED SEQUENCE 5-like. The coding region runs from base 234 to 2771 and encodes 845 amino acids. The record is from RefSeq and is a predicted model, not a curated record. The transcript is spliced from 6 exons. Gene Ontology annotation, biological process: regulation of DNA-templated transcription. NCBI's taxonomy places the organism in Eukaryota, Viridiplantae, Streptophyta, Magnoliopsida, Poales, Poaceae. Gene Ontology annotation, molecular function: DNA-binding transcription factor activity; zinc ion binding.